AUGUCGACCGCAGUGGCACCAGCAAUGGCUCCAUUGUCUUCAUCACAUACGACCCGCGAUCCAAGCCCGAAGAACUACCCAACCUUGGCCCGUCCACCGGCCCCGGUGAAUUCAUCUCCCUCUCGUAUGUCGCCAGAUGGGGCCUCGAAGGGUACCCCCGAGAACCGCGAUCAGCCAUCUCCCUCUGGCAGCACAGGGCCCAGAAUCACGGUCAAGAAGGAGCCGCCUUCGUCGCCGCGCAUGGGGGCUAGUCGACCCCGGCCGCGCAAGCUAGACCUUUCGACCAGUCUGCCUUCCUCGAGCGGUCUGCAGGUGCGCCCUCCAAAUGGGCCGAUGACCGCCCGUGAUGGAGUCCGAAUGCAGGACGUCGGUCUGGCAUGUUUGUCGCCCGGCUUCCAAACCCACGAUCCGAUGAUGCGAGAGCAACUUCAGCGCAGUUUGUCAGUACGCGACCAGCAGCGAUCAAUAAUUGAGGCACGACUACAAAAGUCUGCCAAGGAUGAGGGUCCCGGCGGUACCAAGCCAUCAGAGUCGGGCUUCAUGGGCAUGCCCAAAGCUGGCAAGCGGCGAGCUCCGCCAGGUCUAUCGAUCUUCGCCAACGAGCGCGUGAUCCAGUCCGCGCCGCUGAACCAGACAUUCACAGGCCGAUAUCAACCUCAGCCGUUGACACGGCACAUUGUCAACCAGAGCCCGACUCUAGGCUCGACCUCGCACAUGCACCAGGUCCCCGCCACGCAAACGACCAACCGUCUUCCCCCUCUCUCCGACGUCUUUGGACAGGACGCAUUGGGUACCCGGGAUCGCGAUCCCAACCGUUCCGGUCUGUACCCGAAUACCUCGAGCAACAAUUCUUCGCAGUCCAACUUGGCUCCUAUGCCUUCUCCUGGACUCCCCGGCAGCAUGUCUCACACGCCCAGCCGACCUCGCGAGUAUCACUCGGCCGAAGAGGCGGUGCAGGAAAUGUCCGGUGGACGGGAAGAACUGCUUCCUCGGAUUGUGCAUUACGGAGGCCAUCAACCGCCCACGCCGCCCUCACCACAAAUCAUUCACGCUGCUCCCAAGACGGCUCCUCUAGCCAGUGAGGCAAUGCCACCCAGUGCACCCGUUGCUUCCACAUUCGGUUUCGGUUCUACGGAAUCCACGGCGCGUCGUCGCUCGCGAAAUGAAUACGAGCACGACAAUGGAAGCCCGCCGCUGGGUCACGGCCCUACUUCCUAUCGCCCGAAUCCCGCUGCCAGCGCAGGUCCCAACGCUGUGCCUUAUGGUCCCUUUGGUGCUGGGCGAGACUCUCCAGAGACCCAAAGACGAAAGAAGGAAGAAUUCCUGGGCCUCUGCGCUCGUGCUUGGGAUCUAUUCCACUCAUGA
Penicillium maclennaniae is the source of this 1365-nucleotide messenger RNA. RefSeq lists its product as uncharacterized. The record is from RefSeq and is a predicted model, not a curated record. The transcript has 2 exons. The coding region runs from base 1 to 1365 and encodes 454 amino acids. Lineage: Eukaryota; Fungi; Ascomycota; Eurotiomycetes; Eurotiales; Aspergillaceae.